Molecule: messenger RNA, 758 nt
Organism: Gryllus bimaculatus (two-spotted cricket)
Lineage: Eukaryota; Metazoa; Arthropoda; Insecta; Orthoptera; Gryllidae
Source: the annotation of a GenBank genome assembly
AUGGGUGGGUUGUUUAGUAAAUCUAAGCCCGCAAGUCGAGUUACCGCCCAAGACAAAGCCGUUUUACAGUUAAAACAACAGAGAGAUAAAUUAAAGCAAUAUCAAAGGAAGGUUGAACAAACUCUAGAAAGAGAUAGACAACUGGCACGAUCUCUUCUUAAAGAAGGGAAAAAGGAUAGAGCUAGGUUAUUAUUGAGAAAGAAAAAGUAUCAAGAACAGUUGUUGGAGAAAACAGAUGGUCAGCUCGAAAACCUGGAAAAAUUAGUACACGAUAUUGAAUUUGCUCAAAUAGAAAUCCAAGUUCUAAAUGGUCUCAAGGUUGGCAAUGAGGCAUUGAAAGAGGUACAUAAAGUACUAAAUAUUGAAGAAGUAGAAAAGAUCAUGGAAGAGACCAGGGAGGGAGUUGAAAAACAGAGAGAAAUUGAUGAACUAUUAAGUGGAGCUUUAACCGAAGAGGAUGAGGAUGCUGUACUAAAUGAGUUGGACGAAAUAAUCAAAUCUACACUUCCUGAAGUGCCUCAAAAUACUCUUAAUGAUGUUCAAUUACCUGAAGUACCUGUUGAUGAACCUGUGAAGGAAAAGAAACCACAGAAAGUUGCAUUAGAAGCUUGAUAGUCUUUUUAUAUUGUUAUAUUAAAUGCUUUGUUGUAUUAAUGAUAUAGUUCCUUACAAGUCAUGUACUUUAGCUUUACAUUUAAUUUUAUUUUAUCUUAUCACAUUUUUAUUUAAAAUGAUUUUGUGAUCACAAAGAAGCUUCA